CGCCGGGCUGCGGGAAGAUGCUGAGCCGCCUGAUGAGCGGCAGCAGCAGGAGCCUGGAGCGCGACUGCAGCUGCACCGUGAGGCUGCUGGACGACAGCGAGUACACCUGCACCAUCCAGAGAGAUGCCAAGGGCCAGUACCUGUUUGACCUUCUCUGUCACCACCUGAACCUGUUGGAGAAAGACUAUUUUGGAAUUCGCUUUGUGGAUCCGGACAAGCAGCGGCACUGGCUGGAGUUCACCAAGUCCGUGGUGAAGCAGAUCCGCUCCCAGCCGCCGUUCACCAUGUGUUUCCGGGUGAAGUUUUACCCCGCGGACCCCGCGGCCCUCAGAGAGGAAAUCACCAGGUAUUUAGUCUUCCUGCAGAUCAAAAGAGAUCUCUACCACGGCCGCCUCCUCUGUAAGACAUCCGACGCAGCCCUGCUCGCAGCCUAUAUCCUUCAAGCCGAGAUAGGGGACUAUGACCCCGGGAAGCACCCGGAAGGCUACAGCUCCAAGUUCCAGUUUUUCCCCAAGCACUCGGAGAAGCUGGAGAGGAAGAUCGCGGAACUGCACAAAACGGAGCUCAGCGGUCAGUCACCUGCCACAUCCGAGUUAAACUUUCUGAGGAAAGCUCAGACGCUGGAGACGUACGGCGUGGACCCGCAUCCGUGUAAGGACGUGUCGGGGAACGCCGCCUUCCUCGCCUUCACUCCCUUCGGCUUCGUGGUCCUGCAGGGAAACAAGCGCGUCCACUUCAUCAAGUGGAAUGAGGUGACCAAGUUGAAAUUUGAAGGAAAGACUUUCUACUUAUAUGUAAGUCAAAAAGAGGAAAAGAAAAUCGUUCUCACCUACUUUGCUCCAACCCCAGAAGCCUGCAAGCACCUGUGGAAGUGCGGAAUCGAAAACCAGGCUUUUUACAAGUUGGAGAAGUCCAGUCAGGUGCGCACGGUGUCCAGCAGCAAUCUGUUCUUCAAGGGCAGUCGCUUCCGAUACAGCGGCCGCGUGGCCAAGGAGGUGAUGGAGUCCAGCGCCAAGAUCAAGAGAGAACCCCCGGAAAUCCACAGGGCCGGGCUGGUGCCCAGCAGGAGCUGCCCGUCCAUCACCCACGGCCCACGGCUCAGCAGCGUGCCCAGGACCCGCCGGAGAGCCGUCCACAUCUCCAUCAUGGAAGGGCUGGAGUCCCUGCGGGACAGCGCGCACUCGACUCCGGUGCGCUCCACCUCGCAGAGCGAGGCCUUCCUGGCCCCCGGGCGGGGCGGGCGCGCCGACGGCAGCGAGCGGGUGGAGGUCAUCGCCGACGAGGCCUACAGCCCCGCCGACAGCGUGCUGCCCACCCCCGUGACGGCCGAGCACAGCCUGGAGCUGAUGCUGCUCGCGCGGCAGGUCAACGGAGCCCCGUGCAGCAUCGAGGAGGAGAAGGAGUCGGAGGCCGGCACCCCGCCCGGCGGCCCCAGGGCGCUGGGCCCGGGGCCCGGCGGCCCGGCGCCGGCGGACCAGGUGAAUGAGCUGCUUUUAAGCGUCCUCCGGUUAGUCCUCGGGACCGUGGGGCUCCUGGUCGUGCUGCUGCUCCUCCUGAUCGUCCUUACCGAGUCCGACCUCGACGUGGCCUUUUUCCGGGACAUCCGCCAGACCCCCGAGUUCGAGCAGUUCCAUCACCAAUACUUUUGUCCCCUCAGGCGAUGGUUGGCCUGCAAAAUCCGCUCUGUGGUCGGCCCGCUCAUUGACACCUGAGAAGACGGGCGGCUCCCGCCGAGCCGAGGAGCCGGCCCCGGUGUCCCCCCCCCCGUCCCGUCGGCUCGUUCCCCGCGGCCGCUCCGUCCCCACCCUUCUUCCGUCGCCGCGGGCUCACCUCCGGUGUGGAUGGGGCGGGCGGAGCAGGGCCCGCCGUGGGGCGUGUGGCUCCCGGACGCCCCGGCCUCGGGCCGCGAGCUCUUGUGCCGUGGGUGCCCGUCGCGGGGUGGCACGUCUAGUCGGCCGGACGCGCUCCCUUGGCUGCCCACGCCGGGGUCACGUCGGAGGUCACGGUGGGAGUUGUUGGGGGCGUGGGGGGAUGAUGGCACACUCCCACCCUGGACCUUCUUCCUGACCUUGAUCUUGUGUGGGUUUUUGAACCUCUCCCCUUCCUGCGCGACGGGGGGUGGGCCGGCCGCCCCCCGCGAGGUGGAGUGGCCGGACUCCUUCAGCCACAGAGAGAACCGGAUCCGCCCCAGUUCUUGAGCUCCGGAACGGGGCUCGGCGACCGGGGGUUUUAAACCUUCCGCAGUGAGCAGCUAAGUCCGGACGCUCCAAAGGUUCGGAGACGGAAAGGAACCGGAGCGGCGGCCCCCGCCCACCCCUCAGCCGUCAGCCACGGGGCCUGGGGAGCCCUGGCGCUUCCCAUUUCAGAGCGAGACCCGGGGCCGCACGCUGUCGCCGGGGUGGCUACCACAGGAGCAUCCCUGUCCCAGCAGCCAAGCCACCUCCCCCGCCUGGCCCGAAGUCCCCACCUGUGAG
Messenger RNA from Tachyglossus aculeatus (Australian echidna), 2474 nucleotides. RefSeq names its product FERM domain containing 5 (gene FRMD5). NCBI's taxonomy places the organism in Eukaryota, Metazoa, Chordata, Mammalia, Monotremata, Tachyglossidae. Gene Ontology annotation, cellular component: cytoskeleton. The transcript has 14 exons. Bases 18 to 1712 code for a protein of 564 amino acids. Gene Ontology annotation, molecular function: cytoskeletal protein binding. The record is from RefSeq and is a predicted model, not a curated record.